CCAGACGAGCUGCUGCGGGCUUCAACUCUCUUUGCUCCAGCAGACUCUCCGGUAGCAUGCUCUGUACGAUGGCCCAAUGUCAGGAAGUGGUAUUCAACAAGCCAAAGGUUGAGCUUCAUGUGCACCUCGAUGGAGCCAUCCGGGUGCAGACCAUUCUCGAUGUUGCCAAGAGACGCGGCAUCCAUCUGCCAGCGAACACCAAGGAGGAGAUGACGCAGAUUAUUAUCCUUGAAGAGCCGGCCACCCUCACGGAGUUCCUGGGGAAGUUCGCAACGUACAUGCACGUGGUUGCUGGCGACAGAGAGGCCAUAAAGAGGAUAGCCUAUGAGUUUGUUGAAGACAAAGCCAAGGAGGGGGUGAUUUAUGUGGAGGUCAGAUACAGCCCACAUUUUCUGGCUAACACAAAAGUGGAUCCCAUACCAUGGGACCAGGAAGAAGGGGACCUGAGCCCGGACGAGGUGGUGCGCCUGGUAAACGAGGGCCUCAGUGACGGGGAGCUGGCCUUCAAUAUCAAAGCCAGGUCCAUUCUAUGCUGCAUGCGCCACAUGCCAAGUAAUGAACUGUUGCCUGUCUGCCCAAACAUCUUUGUGAGAUAAGGCUCCUAAUGUACUGUAUUCUGCGCUGUCUCUAAGCUGUUGUUAUUAGAUAAUGAGUAAGAGCAACACAGAAAGACAGAAAAAGCAAUAUGCUCAAAAUGACAAUGCUAACAUGUGGAUUUGAAGCUGGUUUAAUUUACAUGUUUACUAACUAAGUUUAGCGUGUUAGCAUUCUAGCACUUGCUAAUUAGCGUUAAG
Messenger RNA from Notothenia coriiceps (black rockcod), 794 nucleotides. RefSeq names its product adenosine deaminase-like. The coding region runs from base 57 to 596 and encodes 179 amino acids. Gene Ontology annotation, cellular component: cytosol; external side of plasma membrane. Gene Ontology annotation, biological process: T cell activation; negative regulation of adenosine receptor signaling pathway; inosine biosynthetic process. NCBI's taxonomy places the organism in Eukaryota, Metazoa, Chordata, Actinopteri, Perciformes, Nototheniidae. The record is from RefSeq and is a predicted model, not a curated record. The transcript is spliced from 5 exons. Gene Ontology annotation, molecular function: adenosine deaminase activity.